CCAGAACUAACCAACACGUACGCCCCACACCACGCGCACACGCUAGCUGCCUAGCUCGCUCUCCCCGCGCGCCGCCGGUCGCCCGCGACCGGAGCGAAUCGUUUCACCGGCCGGGAGUUCGUCCGUCCCUGCUCGUGCUGCAAGUUGGUCUACGGAUUGGUUUUUUUUACGAGGCUCUUGUCGUCUAUAUAUUGUUGCUGUAGCGCCGCGGGCGGCCGGGCGCGCGCGCGGCUGCACACACACUGCACUGCUGGGGAUUUCGAUCGGUUGCGCGCAUCUUCGUUCGCAUCGGUUGCCUCGGUCGGGGCAUGGACGCGUCGAGCGAGAGCGGUGGCGGUGGCGCGGGGAGUGGUCGUGGGGGCAGGAGGUGGAAGGGCAAAGGCGUCACGCCCAUACAGCCGCGGCGGCAGCUGGCUCCGGUGAUGGAGGACGCGUCGGCGGCACUGCUGCGCCCGCUCAAGAAGAUCGGGCGGGCGCCGGACCGCUUCCAGCGGUCCGCCGCGUCGUCGCUGUCGACGACGACGUCUUUGUCGGCCCCGCCUUCCCCUCGCGCCAGCGCUGCAGGCGCCACCUCGCACGCGCCGGUGUCGCCGCCCUCGGCGCGGCAUAUGUUCCCGUUCGCGUACGAGCCCUCCGCGGCGGUGGGCAGCGCCCCGCGGCUGGAGCUCCCGCCGUGGCAGCAGCACUCCGCCAGCGAGUCAUCACAGCCGGCGUCGCCACACCAGCAGCAGCAGGCUCAUCAAGCGCCUUUGCAGCGCCACCAGCAGCAGCAGCAGAUGAUAUCGUUCGGCGCGCCGACUCAGUACCAGGCGCAGCUGUUGCUGCCGGAGGGCCCGCAGCAGCAGCAUCAUCUGCUGCGGUACUGGAGCGAGGCGCUGAACCUGAGCCCGCGCGGCGGGCAGGCCGCGGCCGUGCUGCCUUCGCUGUACCAGCACCUGCUGCGCGCUCCGCCGCCGCCGCCGCCUCAGAAGCUGUACCGCGGCGUGCGGCAGCGGCACUGGGGGAAGUGGGUGGCCGAGAUCAGGCUGCCGCGGAACCGCACGCGACUCUGGCUCGGCACCUUCGACUCCGCCGAGGACGCCGCCAUGGCGUACGACCGCGAGGCCUUCAAGCUCCGCGGCGAGAACGCGCGGCUCAACUUCCCGGACCGGUUCUUCGGGAAGGGCCACGCCGGGGGAAGCGGCCGCACCAGCGCCACAGCCGCGGCCGCGCCCACAGCUGCCGCCGCGUCGGGCUCCACGUCGUCGUCGUCGCCUCCACAGACUCCUGACGAGGAAAACACGCACCAAACGCCGCCGGACGCAGAAGGAUCGUCGGGCAAGCAGCCACAGCCUCCGGUUGCGACAUCGUCGCAGCUAGAAGGAAGCUCUGGUGGUGAGACGACCUUGCCAGACUCGGGUCAAAUGAUUCACUCGCCGGAGGCUCCUGCUGGCAGUGAGUGGGGUCCGGCCGACGAGGCAUGGUUCAACACGUGGGGCCCAGGAAGCUCCUUCUGGGACGACUACGACAUUGAUAGCACUCGCGGCCUCUUUCUCCAUCACGGGCGCUUCGCCGGCGACGAGGCCGGCAUAAACACAGCGACAACAGCGGCGGCAACCGGGACGGACAUGUCAUGCGAUCACGUCCCGGUAACACCUGCUUCUUCUUCUUCCCCACUGCACUCACAGUCUCCUCAUUCGCCUACCUUCAUGGACUAAACAGCACAUCCAAGUACCUUUAUUGCUGAUCUCAUUCUUUUUCUUGCACGUUGAUUACUUGCAGAAAUAGCACUAGCAAGUAGGAUAGAGAUGCACGCAGGUUUCAGGUUUUUUAGACAACUUGCGGCAUCACACAGAUUCAUUAUUGCACAUCAGCAUUUAUAAGAACCAUCCGGCCAUGAUGCCUUUCUUCAUCAGAUGCUUCUUCUGAAAUUCACCAGGAAACCAUGCUCUAGGCUGCAAUAUUUUGGUCAGCUACUAGGGCAACCAGUCAAUUUCUCACCCAUGCAUGAUCUGCAACAGCAUCCUCAAUAGACGACUCACGAGUGUUUUAGAUAUUUCCUAUACUCUUCAAUGUGUUCUUCAGUUUGUUGCAACAUUACGUCCCCACUGUUUCAUGUGAGAUGGCUUUGUCACUAAUUUAGCUAUGGGUUCCUACCUCCUAGUGUUAGGAAAAUUAUGUUGAUCAGUUUAUGUAUGUUGUAUUGUUCUACUGUUUAUGAUUUAUUAUUUUCCUGUA
This is a messenger RNA of Sorghum bicolor (sorghum), 2217 nucleotides long. RefSeq names its product dehydration-responsive element-binding protein 2B. Gene Ontology annotation, molecular function: DNA-binding transcription factor activity; DNA binding. The transcript has a single exon. Lineage: Eukaryota; Viridiplantae; Streptophyta; Magnoliopsida; Poales; Poaceae. Gene Ontology annotation, biological process: regulation of DNA-templated transcription. The coding region runs from base 309 to 1697 and encodes 462 amino acids. The record is from RefSeq and is a predicted model, not a curated record.